AUGAAGACCCAGAACAGCCAGCCGAAGCAAGCGGACAACUUUCACGACUGGACCGCCGAGCUGGGUCAGGAGUCCUCCAUCCACGGCGUACCCUACAUGGCCCGCAGGGAUCUCCACUGGACCGAGCGCCUCUUCUGGAUGGCCAUAGUCCUGGCCUCGGCCUACUACGCCAUUAACAGCUGCCUGGCCCAGUGGGAUCGGUUCCGGGAAAAUCCCAUUGUCUACGAGUAUGAAUAUCUCUUUGCGCUGCGCAACUUUACCUUCUUAGGGCUCACAUUGUGCACCAGCUUUUCGGAUGAGAAGUCGAUGGAGCAGGUCAUAAACCAAACUUGGGGAGUGGACUCCAGACAAGACCCAGAAAGGGCAAAGUACUACAAGGAGUUUCUGCGCGUGCUUAACCACCUUCAGUACAAGACACUGGAAAACUUAAGGCCAUUCGAGAACGAUACAAGUCUGGAGAACUUGAACUACGUGAGCAUGCUGCUCAAACUUCAGGAGAAGAUUCUUCCGAAUGAAAUCCCUAUUCUCAUGGCGCCGAUCAUAACGGAGGUGGGCUUAUGCCAAACCACCAGCCAGCUAAAUCGAUACGGCAAUCCCUACGGCAAAAUAGAAAACAUGGAAGUUGCGGAAGUGCAAGAAUGCGGCUUUUUCAGCGACUGCCACUUGAUGCACAAGCCAUUCAAUAGCGUUAAGACCCACUUGUUUCUGUACCUGCACGAUGUCAACGAACUUAUGCUGCCCGACGAUACACGCACAAUCACUUUCGAUGCCAAGGUCCUAAGCUCCUAUGUUAUCGGGCUGAUGCUUCACUCGAUAUCGGCGGAUAGAGAAGUGCGAAACUUACCGGUGGCAUAUCGCAAGUGUCGCUACGAAGACGAAAAUGAUCUUGAGUACUAUAGUCCAUAUCAUCCGAGCCUGUGUCGACUGGAGUGCCGAAUUAAACAUGCACUGAGCCUGUGCAACUGCAAGCCCUAUUUCUAUGUGGCAGCUCCAGAAGCUCCGGUUUGCAACAUAACCGGAAUGCUAUGCCUGGCCCGCUCUAAGUGGCUGGAAAAACCUUGCGAUUGCUUUCCACUGUGCCGGGAGAACACCUUUAACAUUUUCCAAGAGGAGGAGCAGAGUGGGGGCGAUGAGAGCUACGCGGGCGAGCAAUUCGAGCGGACGUUGAUCAUCAACAUGAAGCUCCCCAAGAUGGGCAUGAAACGGCGGGUUGUUUUCAGCACGGAUCAGUUGAUAAUGUCUUUUGGCGGAGCCAUCGGCCUCUUUCUGGGUGCCAGCUUCAUGACCAUAUACGGUCUGGUCUACCUAUUCCUAACUUUUGUGGCUUAUAAAUGCAAACACCGCUUAUAUGAUAUUUAAUGAAAAAACAUUUGGAAAUUCCACCUAAUCUGAACUAACUUAUUUUGUUACUAACAAAAAAUGAGCUUAAAGUCCCAUUUUACUUAAUUAUUUAGGAUUUCAUAAUAUUUUUAAGGAUGUCUUUUAUGUCUUUUAAUAUAUUACCUAUAAACCUAAAAUGUUGUUAAGAGGAGCACAUAACUUUUAUAUAUAGUUUAAGUUUUUUCUUCAUCCAACGUUUAUUUUAAAGAUUUAAAAUCUUUUUAUACAUCCGUUAACAAAGUUUUUAUAUUUCCUUUAACAUUUUUAACGAUCUUGAAUAUAUAAAAAACACUGCUUUGGGUACACUCGCUUACAUACUAUAAAAGAUAAAAUGCUAGAAUAUCAAGUACCACAAGUUUCUUUACUAUAGCCACAUUAACUUGCAAAAUAAACAUAAA
Molecule: messenger RNA, 1778 nt
Organism: Drosophila suzukii
Lineage: Eukaryota; Metazoa; Arthropoda; Insecta; Diptera; Drosophilidae
Biological process (GO): sodium ion transmembrane transport
Cellular component (GO): plasma membrane
Molecular function (GO): ligand-gated sodium channel activity
Source: RefSeq, a predicted model, not a curated record